Parasteatoda tepidariorum (common house spider) is the source of this 6542-nucleotide messenger RNA. Its product is annotated as integrin alpha-PS2. Gene Ontology annotation, molecular function: integrin binding. Lineage: Eukaryota; Metazoa; Arthropoda; Arachnida; Araneae; Theridiidae. The record is from RefSeq and is a predicted model, not a curated record. Gene Ontology annotation, biological process: integrin-mediated signaling pathway; cell adhesion mediated by integrin; cell-matrix adhesion. Gene Ontology annotation, cellular component: external side of plasma membrane; integrin complex.
UCAUCCCGCCAAAGAAGAGAUGCUCCGGAAUAAGUUUUCGGAAACAACAUAACGGGGAUUUUGACACGUGCUUUAGCUGUCAAAGAAACUGUUAUGCUUUUCUUAAAAAGGACUUCUAAUUUUAAUAAUAAUAUUUAAGUUUUCGCAAGAAAAAAAGUUUUGAUUAAUUGUUUUAAUUAAUAGUAUUUUAAUUUUGUAAUUGUUAAAUUAUACAGCUUUACCUAAAACAAAAUGUAAUAUUUUGCCUGAGUACUUGAUUAAAAAAAUCCCGUUGGGAAUUAACAAAAAUGUGUGAAUAAAACAUGACUUAUAAUUUAACAGUUUCUUAGUUCAGCACUUAUUGAACUAUGUUCUCUUCAAAAAUUAACUUAAUAUUUCACGACAUUUUUGUUCUAUAGUAACUAUUUUAUAGCGAAAAUGACAAGAAACAAGAUGAAAAUAAGGACUUUUUUACAUAGCUCUAUAACAAGCCAUUAUGAAACAAUCAAUUGGUACUGGAUGCUAAACAGGACGUUGGUGUUAUUGUGUUUAUUGUUAUGUUUAGCGAAUUUUAGUGUUGUUGGAUUUAAUAUCGAUACCAGGACAGCUCUUGUUCAUCAUGGAGUAAAUGGUUCUAUGUUUGGUUAUGCUGUAUCCUUACACAGAGACAGGGAUGAUGGAUGGUUACUAAUAGGGGCACCAAAAGCACAAACAAGACAACCAAACGUCACAGAAGGAGGAGCUGUUUACAGAUGCACAAUAAAUCAACCAGCAGUUUGCCAAAGGAUACCAUUUGAUGACUCUGGUCCAGGUCAAAUUACUCUCAGAGGUCAAAAAGAAAGAACAGAUAACAAAUCUCAUCAGUGGUUUGGAGCAACAGUUCAAAGUUCGGGAGAAAAUGGAUUCAUUGUGGCAUGUGCUCCCCGAUAUGUUUAUUUUUCAAGUAAUUUAAAAAGACAUGAUCCAGUUGGUACAUGUUGGGUUGUAAGAAGUUCCUUCCAGCACUAUCAGGAAUACUCACCAUGUAAAACACUUGCUUGGGGCUAUCAUAGACAGGGUUAUUGUCAAGCAGGAUUUUCAGUUGCUGUGACUAAAGAUGGCAGGCAACUUUUCAUUGGUUCCCCCGGAAGUUGGUACUGGCAAGGUCAGCUGUAUUCUCAAGAUUUACUAUCGAAAGAUAUGCUGCACGGUACUCCAGAAGGACCUGCAGAGUUUGAUACCAGCUAUCUAGGAUAUUCUAUGGCUAUUGGUGAAUUUACUGGUGACCGAAGUCCUGAUAUAGUUGUUGGAGUACCUCGAGGAAAUCGACUCACAGGAAAGGUUUGCUUGUUCAACUCGACUAUAUACAAUCUUAUUAACAUUUCUGGCGAGCAACUGGGAUCAUAUUUCGGUUACUCCGUGUGUGUUGUUGAUGUCAAUGGAGACAGGUUAGAUGACAUCAUAGUCGGUGCACCAUUCUAUACAGAUUUGAAAGCCAAAGAUGGAAGCUAUGAAAAAGGAAGAAUAUAUAUCAUUCAUCAAACGAGAAAACACAACUUUCGCAUUCGUGGUCAUAUUGAUGGUGCUUACUCUGGAGGUAGAUUUGGUCUAUCCCUUGCUUCCCUCACUGAUAUUAACAGGGACGGCUAUGGAGAUGUAGCUGUUGGAUGCCCGUAUGGUGGAAACGAUGGAAAAGGAGUCGUAUUUAUUUUCCACGGGAGUGCGUCGGGGAUCGUGAAUAAGCCAUCGCAAGUUAUUUUUUCAUCUGAUUUACCAAGAUCUAUGGCUACAUUUGGAUUUUCUAUUGCAGGAGGAAUGGAUCUGGAUAAUAACGAAUACCCUGAUCUUUUAAUUGGAGCGUAUGAAUCUGACACGGCAGUCUACCUCAGAUCACGGCCAGUUAUUCAAACAAGCGCUUCCCUUAAAAUAACUCCAGAACAAAUCAAUCUAGAUGAAAAAAGCACCACAAGUUGUGAGCUUUAUGAUAAAACAAUAGUUUCUUGCGUAGUUGUUUCGUUCUGUUUGGAAUUUACUGGAAUAGGAAUACCUCCUCACGUUGCUUUCAUAUAUCGAAUGAAGUUGGAUGCUGAUAACAAAGCCCCAAGAGUUUUUUUCUUAACUGACGAGAAUAAGAAUGAACAAAAUGUUUCCAUACAAAUUAGAAAGGAAUCUAAAUAUUGCAAGAGCAUAUAUGUUUAUCUUAGAAAUAAUGUUAGAGACAAAUUGACUCCAAUAGCUGUUGAAGUUUCUUAUCAAAUUUAUGACCAUUUUCCUGACUUGCAAGAGUUAAAACCAAUUUUGAAUCAGAAUCUCCCUAACAACUUAACAAAACAGAUAAAUAUUCAAAAGAACUGCGGUAAAGAUAAUGUAUGCAUUCCUGACAUAAAAGUGCAAGUCACUCCGAAUAUGCAGCAAUUUUUGAUUGGAAGUCAGAAAAAGUUAGAAAUGAAUGUUAUUAUCAUAAAUGCUGGUGAAGAUGCUUUUGAGACAAUGCUUUAUGCUACAAUUCCUGUUGCAGUCAACUUUGUCAAAAUUGAAAAAAUAAAACCAUUGGACACUUUUGUGGGCUGCUCAAUGUUAGAAAUGACCGACGAAGACCACAACGAAAUAGCUUGUGAUCUGGGAAAUCCUAUGCCUGCCAACUCUACAUUAGCUUUUAAAAUUUUGCUGGCUCCGUCAAAAUCUUUGUCUGCAAGACAGGAUCUGAAAUUUACUGUUAAAGUUAACAGCACUAAUGCUGAGCUGAUUGAAACGCUAUAUGAUAACUUAAGGGAAUUUAAUUUACCUGUAAGAGUGGAAGUUAAUGUUACUAUACACGGUAUUUCCGAGCCUCAAGUUAUUGCAUACAAUAAAAGCGACCUACUUCCAUCAGUAAAAAUCAGCGAAAGUGAAGCGGGACCUGAGGUCAUCCACGUUUAUGCAGUUGGAAAUAAAGGACCAAGUAUGGUACGUGAAGCUGAAGUCGAUAUUCUGUGGCCCACCUUUACUCUUCAAAACAAACCUCUACUUUACCUAAUGGAACAACCUGAAGUGCAAGGGAAAGGCCGCUGUAAAGAAAUUCCUGAUGUGAACCCACAUAAUUUAAAAAUAGAACUAAAGAAACCUCACAGUAGUGGUUUAACUGACCUUGAAGAGAAACUUUCGUCCAAAGAAAACAGAUAUCCCGAGGAAGAAGAGAAACGUACAAGAGAAAAAAGAAACGUGGAACCAAGUAUCCCAAACCCAUUCCAAGAAGAAAUGUCUUGUGGUCCAACACUGUGUACAAAAAUCGAAUGCACCGUUUAUAAUCUGACAAAAGAUGAACAAGUAAUAUUUAUGAUCAGAUCGAGACUAUGGAAAAACACAUUAGAUGAGCUGGGCUUAGACGAUGUCCAAAUAUCCUCUAAACUAGUCAGUCGAGUUACAGCACUUCCUCACGGUGUUGAUCCCACCUAUCUUGGUUAUAAAGCUCUAUUUGUAACAACGAAAGUUGAUCCUGAAACAGUAACUCAUCAGUUUCAUAUGAUUCCGUGGUGGAUUCUGAUACUUUCAGUUUCGGUUGGACUCCUAAUUCUUGGACUUCUAGCUUUAGUUCUUUGGCAGCUGGGCUUCUUUCGCCGUCGACGAGUUGAAGAUCAAAUGGAAGAACCCCUACACGCUUACAGAAAUGGUUAUCCACUUGCUAGAGGAGAUGAAUAUUUGUAGAGAAACUUUACACUGUUUGACUCAUAUGAAAUAAUCAAAAGCAUUAAUUAGAGUCAUUUUUCUACUAAUAAACUUCCGUUUGCUCUUUAAUAUUCAAGACAUUUUAAAAAAGUAAACAUUUCAUCGAGUCGUGAAUAAUUUGUUUUAUUUAAAGAACACCGUUGGGGAAAAUUUGUGUGACACAUGUGUACUUACUUUUGAAGAGCUUUUUUAGUUUUCCCUUUAACUGAUGGAUCACUUACUGUCCAGCUAUCACAAGAACUUCUCCAGACAUCAGACUCACAUGUCGGUGGUUGCUAUGGUUACGAAGAUACGUUACUUUAAAUAGGAGCAUGUGAUUGUUUGUCUGGCCUGUUCAUUAGAAGUGUGACGUCAGUUUUAAAUUUCUCACCUGAGCCACCUUCUAGAACCCUUCAGGGACAUAAGUGGACUUAAGAAUGACUUCUUGUUUUCAUAGCAGCAGACAAUUUCAGACAUUGGUACAGAGGAUUUCCUUGAAGGAGUUCCCUUCGAAGUACUAUUUCUUCAUUAAAAACCAUUAAAAACUAUUUUGAUGUACUAAAAAAGCAGCUAGAUUUUACUCCGAACUGAGUUCAGGACUGACAGCUAAAAUGUUUAACGAAUAUCUUUCUGUGUAACAAAUUGAUCGAAAGAUAGUGUAUAUAAUUUGUUUGUGUUUUGUGUAUAAAGAUAUCAUCGAACAAAAUAUAUUAUUAAGAGACAAAUAAGUUGCUUGUACUAAUUUCAUAGUGUUAUUUAAUAUUUUACUUAAAAUACGAUACUGUUGGACAAAGAUACGCUUUUGAAAUAUUAUUUAUAAUUUUGAGGAAAAGGAACUAGAAAAAUCUAAUAAAUGAUUGUAGAGUUUAUGUGCUGCUUUAAAUUAUUUGUAAUAUUUUCUGUAUAAUAUUUCCUUCUUCAUGAACAUAUUACUUUUUCAACGUUAAUGUGUUGCAGCAUAAGAAUUAUUACGAAGUAUUCAAGGCUUAAAAAAUUGAAUAAUGUAAUGUGAAUUGGUUAUUUUACCGUGAAAUAUUUGAAUGAACCCUUAGAUAUUUUCAAACAAUAAGAGAAAUAAGCAAAUCUUUAAUUAAGUUUGGAAAACUUAAACCUGAUAUGCACGAGGAUACCUUUUAACGUAAAAUUUUUUUAUCAUAUAAUCAAAAAAAUCUGAAAAAAAAAUUCUUAUUUUCAAUAAUUUAAGAGAUGGGACAGUAGAUUUUCUUUCAUAUAAAUUAUAGUGCAUCUAUUUUUCAUCUACAAUUUUUUUUCUCAGAACGUCAUAUAAUUAGGUUUGUCUCUUAACGUUAUAUGAAAUAAUUCUAUUAUUUGUCCUAUGUUUUUUACUUGACCUGAUAUAAUCUAUAUUGUAAAUUAAUGACACAAUUCAAUUAAAUAACCUUAAUUCAUAGAGAAGCAGGAACGAGAAAUUAAGAAACAAUAAUGCCUAUAAUUUAUCAUUUGAAAUUUACGAAUAAAUAAUAAAAAAUUUUCUGCAAAAUUUUCCAAAUUUUAAAAAGAGGAGUGAAAAAUAACCAGUCAGAUAGCUAAAUAUCUGAAACUACCUGUUUUUUAAAGGGUAAUUUUCUCGUUGCAUAAAAAAUCUGCAUUUUGACUACGGUUAUGCUAUUAUAAAGAAAGAGGGAUGUAAACUUUGUAACGGCGUUGUUAUUGCUUUGAAUAAGGAAAUAUUCGCGAGAAAAAUACUGUACAUGUCUAUCUAUACUUUAUUUCUGUAACUAUCUGUACUAAUGGUUUAAAAAAAUAUGAUUUUAAAUUUAAUAUACAUAAAUUUCGCUUUCAUCUGUUUUUUAGUUUAAUCAAAUCGAAAUAUUUAUGUUAUCACUUGUUUAACUUCAGAAAUAUUUCUCCGUAGUAAAGACUUCUAACAAUCUUUUCAAGAUUUAUUUUAUUUAUUUAUUUGUAUUAAUAUAAAAUUAUCAUAAUUUCAAAUAUGACUAUCUAGUUCGACUUUAUUAUUCUUACUUAUAUUUAUUAUAUUAAUAUUUUGUACGCGUGUUUUUAAUUAGACUUUCUGUUUCAUAAAAUACGCAGUUUAUAACUACUUAAAACAGUUUAUUUUAUUUCAUUUAACCUCAUGUAAAAUACUGACGAAAAUUAUGUAGGUUUGUGUAACACCAUGAGAAAUUUUGUAUCUAUUUUUGUUAGUUUAACUUCCUUUUUCCGCUGAACAAAAUCCACACUGUGACCUGUUGGAGAUUGUACAGUGGAGAUUUAUUAAAAACUCUGUUGCCAUAUUAGAUAGCGCUUAUUACGUGCUAUUUUUAUGCAUUUUGUGAGUUAGUAAGUUAUUCAUGACUAUAGUUGGCUGAACUUUGUCAAUUUUUGAACAGCUCAUUUUUGCUAAUUAUGAAAAAUUCCGUAAAAUGUCAGCAUGAAGAUAUGCCAAAAUUUUGUAGAAACGAAAAGUGCUUAGUUGACCAAUUAUUUAAUAAUUGAAAGUUAAUUCUUUGUUUAAACUCAUAAACAAAGUUGUUUGUUUAAACUCAUAAAAAUAGCUAAAAUUGAAAAUUAUUUAUUGAUUUUAGUAGUUUUUAUAAGGCUUGAAAAAAUGUGCCGAAUUGACGAUUUUUUUCUAAAAAGUGUAAUUUUUUUAAGUUAUUUGAACAAAUAUUCUUUUAAGCAAGAUAAAUUAUAUAAUUCAAAAAAGUUUAAAAUACUAAAAUCGAAAACCUUAAUGUACUCAAAGUGGGGGUUAAAGUACUCAAAAGAUGUCAUUAUUUUAUUUCUUGACGCAAGCGCUUUGAAGUACACACUGAACAGAGAGAAGUAGGCUGAAUCUCUCCACCGUUAUCUUGCUCACCCCCCCCCCAGAGUCUUACAUUAUAACAGGAAUAGCCCAGUCAUUCUUCGAAAGAUACAAAAUUAAUGCGUAAUUA